AUGGAGUCUGCAAAUGGGAUUACUUCCGAGCAUGAGAGUAUUGCUAUUGAGGAAAAACAUGUGGACAUGCCAGUACCGGAUUUGAACAAGGAUGGUAAGAAUGAUAGUAAUGUAGAAGUUCAUGCCGUGAAUGGAAUAUCUGAAAUUGGAACAAAAGAUGAAGGCAUCAACUCUUCUGGAGUUGCAGUUGAAGCCUCUGCAACUGUUCCGCCUGGUAAAAAUUCGAAAACCAUGAAGGAUCCUCAUGCUCCAAACAAUGGUUUUUCAAAGAGCAAACUGGCCAAGGAUAAACCUAACUUGAAAGGCAUAACUCAGAUUCCUCGUAACCAGAGGGCAAUACUUUCUCAGAGCCUUUCUUUCCCAUCAAGAGGAUCUCGUGCAGAUCCUAUGAAGAAGAGCAUUGAUGUGUACCCAGUGAAAGCAGUGGCCAAACAUGCUCGAGGAAAUGCAACCAAAGCUGAGGCCCCUUUUUCAGUUUCUCGCUUGAAUCCAAAUAGGCGUGCAUCCACAGGAGUGCAUUCAAAGGAAGAGAACACAACUGGUGGAGCUUCCUUUAAGAGGAAUUCUUUAGCAGCAAUACCUAGCGUUAGAUGCUCUUCAUCUGGGAAGCCUGGUUCUGUGAAUACAUCUGCUAAUAGCCUAUCUAAUGUGGUCCGAGCAGUUGAUCAAAGUUUAAAUCCUGUAAAAACAACUCUGCCGAUCAAAGAGGAUGAUGAUGCUCAUUCCAUUGCUUCAAGUACUACACCAAGUGGACGGCGGAGCAGUGGUUCUUUUGCCUUCAGGUUGGAUGAACGUGCUGAGAAACGGAAGGAGUUCUUUGAAAAGCUAGAAGAGAAGAUACAGGCUAAGGAAGCAGAAAAAAAUAACUCACAGGCAAAAUCGAAGGAAAGCCAAGAAGCAGAGAUCAAGAAACUAAGGAAGAGCCUAACAUUCAAGGCAGCACCCAUGCCAAGUUUCUACAAAGAGCCUCCUCCGAAAGUUGAACUAAAGAAGAUACCAACUACUCGCGCAAAAUCUCCAAAGCUUGGAAGGAACAAGAGCUCCAUUUCUUCAUUGAACAACUCUUCCGAAGGUGGUGGGGCGUGUCUUAGCCCUCGUCUGAAUCAAGAACUGAAUAACUCAAAGAAAGCAUUAAAGACUAAAAGCGAAAAAGAUGUCCUAGACUCAAAGAAGCCUAUUAGGAAGUCCCACAGCAGGCUUCAUUCUCAGGAAAAUGUUGCUACCAAAGAUGAAGCAAAAUCUGUUAAGUCCCCACCAAAGGCUAUUGGAGAAGAAAGAAAAUACCAGAAAACAUGCACCACAGAAACAGAAGAAGGUCAGGAUAAAUCUGGGCUUCUUUCUGAGUGCAAAGAGAAGAUAGAGUCUGAAGUGAAUGUUGCCGAGAUCGAAGAACCAAUCCUCAGUGCACCUACUCCCGAUAUCAUGCCUCAUGAAGUUAGCAUUGGAGCUUAA
Messenger RNA from Prunus armeniaca (apricot), 1452 nucleotides. NCBI's taxonomy places the organism in Eukaryota, Viridiplantae, Streptophyta, Magnoliopsida, Rosales, Rosaceae. The record is from the annotation of a GenBank genome assembly.